UCUCCUGGUGCUUCCCUCUCUUUGUGUUGUUUUUAAACCACUUGGCUGGAAAGUCUAAAUUAUAGUGGCGUGGUUUACUUUACUUCCAAUCUGCCCAGUGGAAAACGUUUUCUUUUCCCUAAUCACUACAUCGAAAGAAUAAUUUCAGUUACAGAUCUGCUGUGAGCAUUUAUCUGUUCUUGUCCUGUUAUUUAUUUCUCUCUUUAACUUUGCCAUUGUGGCAGUUUGCUUUGUAGUUUUUACUGAUAGAGAAGUGAGUCUGAGGAUAUUGAUCCAAUUCCAACUGUUGGAGAAAAGCUUAUUUCAAGUACUUUCAAAUUAGGUGGAAGUAACAGAAUCUUAUGUCUUCAUCAAUCUGUCUCCAGUUUUUGACUUUAGCAUUAUUUAGCAUUUAUUUUUAUCCUUCCAGUGUGCUUCUCGUUAAAAUCCGUUUCUCCCUUUUAUUUGUCAUUGAACUCGGGUCAUCUUCCUCCUCCAUCUAUUUCCCCCCUCAUCAGUAGUAAAGCGCCCAGGUGCUCCUCACAGGGACAGUUCUAUAGCUGCGCUGGCACUUUCCCCAUUUUGGCACGGUCGCAAACGCGCACGUGUUCUAUUGAUUUUUUUCAAAACUGUCCCUGGGAAAAGUCUUUACGAAUUUUCUGGCCGUGAGCGGAGGGCAACGUGGGGAUCGAUCCGCCGCCUCCCGCGCUCCACGCCGCCGCGGCGCGUCCGCAGCGCGGCGUGGCGCGCGUGAGGCGGCGGCUCCGCUCUCCUGCCGCCGCCGCACUGCUCAAGCCGGAUCCUCGCCUCCACGAGUUGUAUUCUCUUCCCACCUUUGUGUUGUGAUCGGGCUCUCCCAGUCUGUUUCUCACACCCACCCCGGCACCCCCUCCCCCUCCUCCUCCUCCUCCUCCCCACCUUCAUCCCACCCUACCCUACCCCAUCCACCACCCCCUCUCCUCCUUUUAGCAUCUGAAAAGACCACUGAGUGAGAAUCGAUGGCGCAGAGGCCCGCUUGACAGGACAAUAAACCACAAAGAAGGGCCUCGUGAGGACGCAGCGAUGCCCCAGCAGAGGGAGGAUCCGUCCGCGUGCCGCCGCCUCGGCCUGGCGGCCCACCGUCUCCAGGCACUGACGCGCGGCCGCCGUUUCCCAUGAGGCCUCCACCAGAACUCAGCUCGACCGCUCUGUAUGGGGCCUCUCACUCGUGAACUGACAUGGAGGAUGAAGAUGGGACUUGUCUACUUGAUGUUUUGUGUGACCCCCAAGCCCUGAAUGACUUCCUUCAUGGGACCAGCGAGCUGCAGACUGAGGACCUGCUCAUUAACUCCUCCUCUGGGGAGCCCUCCCUCUUCCCAGAUGCCCCGAGUCCGGUGUCUCUGCUGGGGGACGGCGGGGACUCCCCCGGCACGCCCCCGCCCGGCUGCGUGGACCUGUCCUUCCUGGAGGAGGCCCUGCUGUCGUCGCCGGAGGGUGAGGAGCUGCAGGCGGCGCGGGGAGGGGCGCCCGCGGGGGCCGGACGCGAGGCCGAGGGGGGAGACGGGGAGGAGGCGGAGGAGGCGCAGGUGGCCUGCGACAUCCUCCAGCAGAGCCUCCAGGAGGCCGAGAUCACGGAGCAGACCAUGGCUCUGGAGGCGGGUCUGACCCAGGCGGGGAGCUCUCUGUCCCUCUACUCCCCCGGCCCCCUCCUCCCCCCGCCCGCCGCGCCGUUCGCGCCCAAGUCCGUGAGCCUGCCGGUCCCCGCGGCGCCGCCCAGAGACACCCAGGCGGCGGUGGAGCCGCCCCAGCCGUCCCUCCUGGCCGUGGGGCCCGGCUGCCCGUCCCUGAAGCCCGCCCCCCCGCCCCAGCUGAUGGGGCUCCUGCCUGGAAACGUUUUCCCGGCCCCGGACGGCUCCUUCUCCGCCAGUCCGGCGCAGGGCUCCAGUAUGAUCAUCCACAAGGCCUUUCCCAGUGUGACCAGUCGGCCCCUCAUCACCCCCGCCCUCAGAGCCGCGGCGGCAGCACCGGGCCUCGUCCUGCAGAGGGCCCCUCUCCCCAUUCAGCCCAAGCUGCCCAUCAGCAUUCAGCCCAGACUGGUUCAGAUCAGCCCCAAGCCUUCGGGGCAGAAACCCGCCGCCGGCCUCGCGUUUGGCUCCCCAAAUAUUUUGCUGUCCCAGCCGCCGGGCCAGAAGCCUGCAGCUCUGCCCCAACAGCCCGGCCAGCAGCUCUCCAAACCGGUGAGCCUGCAGCUGGUCAACCAGGGCGGCUCCUUCGUGCUCCAGCCUCAGGGACUCUUUCAAGGCCAAAACCAGUUCCUUCUUCCAGGCCAGUGCCCUGUCACCAUCUCGCAGCCUGUCAGUGCCGCUCGACCCCUGCUGACCCCCGCUCACCAGGGCCCCACGCUCCACAGCGUGACCCCCUCCGCCGGCCAGCUCGUCGACGGCUCCCAGAUCCUGACGGUGCCCCAAAGGCAGCUGAACUUCGGCCCCGUCUUCGCCACCCCCGCGGGGCAGCUCGCGCUGCGCCAGGCCACCGUGCUGUCGGCACCCUUGCAGCUACAGUCAGCGCCCCCUACUGUCUUCCAGAUGCCAGCACAGCUGGCUGGAGCCUACUCUGCAGGAGGCCAGGGGCAGCGCGCCACCCUGGUCCACAGCCCGGCCCUCGGAAACCACAUCACCCUGAUCAACAGCUCAGGGGUGCUCCCCUCGGACCUCGCGUCCAUCUCCAUCGUCAACGGCCCGUCGGUGGUCCAGGGCCUGCCCUUCGCCGCCGCGGCUCCUCCGGCGGCGGUGACGGAGGGGCCGCUGAGCCUCCAGCCGGCGUCGUUGGUGCUGCUGCCGGAGAGGGCGGUUCAGGAGGAGAGGGCCGGUUCUGAGGAGUUCCACCAGCUGCCACAGCCCUUCGGACAUGUUCUGCAGCACGUCUCGGUGCAGCCCAGCCCUGCAGGCCUGCAGGCGUCGCCUCCACCCCUGGUCGCCGUCCUGCAGACGCCCCCCGAGCCGCCUCUGGCCCCCGAUCCAGCCGUGGAGGUGCCCCCGGCGGACGUGAGCCAAGCCGUGGAGGAGGUGACCCGCUCCAUGAGCCAGAACCAGGCCUUCAUGGAACAUCUGCACCAGCGAGCACUUAGUUCCCCCAUUCCGCCCGAACUGUUGGUUGGAGCGCUGCCAGCGGUACCGAUGGAGUCGCUGGCCUCCCCUGUGGCCAGUGAGAGAGACACCCACCCUGCGAUGGCGGAGUGCGCCGAGGCCUCGCCGCUCCAGUCGGACUCUGAGGACGCGCCGCUGCUCUGCCCCUCGCCCCCGGUUCCGGACGCUGGGACGUCGUCUUCGGCAGCUUUCUCCCCUCCGCCCGGACCUCAGCUGACUCUACCUGGACCCGGAACUCCGGCCUCACCGCCCACAGCCACGCAGUCCCACGUGGACCCCCCGGUUCCUCACCUGGUUCCUCACCAGCGCCACGUCUCGCAGGCCUUAUUCGCGCAGAACCAGGUGCUGGUCCAGGCGUCCGGCCCGCAGCCUUCGCCCCAGGUCCAGAUGUCGGCGCCCCCGCCUCUGUCCUCCGUCCACAGCAGCCCCCCCCCUCUGCACGUCAGCGUCCCGGUGCCUCAGCAGCAGCCCGACCCCACUGCUGUGUCCGCGGGUGUCUCCAAAGGAGGAGACGCCGCCGCUGUCCGACAGCACACACACAAGCCAACAGCUGCCUUGACCGUGGAGAGUAAGGCGUUUGCUCUCGACGCCUGUCCGGGUCCGGGCUCUCCUGCGGCCCGGACCGUGUCCCCAGCAGCCAGAGAGUGCGGCGCCGUCCAGAUGAGCCAGCCGAGCGGCACCAAGCUGGCGGACGCUCCGGAGCGGCAGCGAGAGGAGAGGCUCACACCAGCAGUGCGCAGGCACAGGUUCCAGCAGCAGCUGUGCUUGGACCACUUAGCGGUCCAGCACUCGUCCACCGGCCCGGCCUUCUCCUCCCUGAAGGAUGCGGUGCGGCGCCUGCUGCCGUACCACACCUGCUCCGGUCACCUGCCCACCGAGGGCGACUUCAAUUUAGUGGAUCAGGAGUUCGACACCGUGUCUGGGUUCCUACUAAAACGCACCAAGGACAUGGUGAACAAAUACAGGCAGCUACUGGUCAGAGAAACCCAGCAGGAGAGUCCAUCGGCGGAGAUGGUGAUGCUGGAGCGUCUCUUCCUUCAGGCCGAGCGCUUCUCCCUAGCGGAGGACAGACGGCGAGCCCGCAGAGACCCAGAGUCGUUUGUGAUGGCUUUGGCAACAUCAGUGUCUUCCCCCCACGGCGCCCACUCCUCCGGCAGCCCCUCCUCCCCACCGGCCUGGACCAGACUGUCUGACCGGCCUCCGGGGCUGAAGACGUACCGCUCAAGCUCGCGCGGUGGUCUCCGGCUCACCAUCAAGCAGGAGUCCGGCUCCCGUAAGGUGGUGCACAACUCGGCGUGCGACGCGGGACUGAAGAGGGACCACACGGGGCAGCUGGCCAACGGCGGCGGAUCCGGGCCCGAGCGCCGCCCCCGGCCGUCCAACGGAGCUGCCCCGCCCCCUCAGCCCCCUCAGCCCCCUCAGCCCGACGAGGAGCUCUCCAACGGAGCGCUGCCUGCCAACACUGUGGAGGACGGCCCGCAGGCAGCGCCCACUUCCAAAACAAACCCUCCUAUGCCACAGGCCGCCUGCUUCGAGCUGCCGCCCAGAGAUGUCAGCGCCCCAAAACUUAAAUGCUACAGGCUGGAUGCGUCGCCUCGGCCGGAGCAUCAGCAUCAGCAUCAGCAGCAGCAGCAUCAGCAUCAGCAUCAGCAUCAGCAGCAGCAGCAUCAGCAUCAGCAUCAGCUGCAGCAGUUCGGCUCGCUGCCCCCCCCCCUCCAGGAGGACAACAUGCUCAGCGAACACCUGCAGAGCGCCAUCGACAGCAUCCUGGAGCUCCAGCGGCUGCAGGGCCCCGCCGCGGCCUCGGCCAGAGCCGUGUCCGGCCCGGCGCUGGACCAGGCCGUCACCAGCAUCCUGGAGGGACACCUCUGAGGUAACGCGCUCGGACGCACCUCAGCGCGGAAAACGGCUGUCUGAGGUGGAAGCAAGCAGAGGAAGGGGUGCCGGACUUUUUAUCUGUCCCUAGAACUGUCAGAUUAUGAAUCGAUUGUUUAAAAAGAAGGGGAAAAAAACUAAGAGGCACUAUAAAGAGAUGCAUCCCAGACAACAGCACUAUCUAUAGUCCCAUAGAUGUUAGAUUCUUCAUUUUGAUGUCUGUUCGUGGGAAAAAAAUCUAUUUGAAUAGGAGCUAUAUUGUUUCAGUGGUAGUUAAGUCAUUCAGAGGUUUACGACACUGGUGUAACCUUCAUCAGCAUAUAGUAUAUAAGUAAUAGUGAGGAUAACGAACACGUGGCGUAGACUGAGAUUAUUCAAUAGUUUUUUAUAAGAUUUCUUUCCAAAAUGUGAAGUUUCUUUUGCAUAGUGCCAAGCUUCCAGGGUAUUUAUUUUGAUAAUCUGUGCCAAUCGUGUUUUCAGACGAGUUGCGUUUGAGGAGCGCGGUGAAUGUGCGACGAAGGGUGUGAAUGUGCGCGUGCGCGACAACAUGGAGUCCCGCGACGGGACGGCGGUCGAAUCCCGCCGCGGGCUCCGUCAUCUCGGCUCGACGAACGGAUACUCCAAAGAAUCUGUGACUUGCUACGUCCUGAAAAAUACACCAGCAAACAUCCACGUUGUGUCUCUUCCCACAAAACGGAGCGCGGCCUUCGCUGGAGGAGAACGAACCCCGAGGCGCACGAGGGAAAAGGAGGCAGUCAUGUUUUUUUAUAGGAUUUGACCCUUGUUGUUGCUGUUGUUGACGUAUACUUUACUUGGUCUCGUCUGGUUUUCGAGACGACGCGUCCCCCGUAUUUGUGUUAUCACGCAAGCAAUAAUGAGUUGGGGUUGUUGGGAGGAGGAGGGAGAGCAAAGUGUGCUGUUUUGGAUUAUUUAACAUUCUUUUCGUCUUUAAAGCCCAUUUUAACGUGUUUCAAGGGCUUGAGGGUCAUUUAUCAGCUAACGACCAUAAAACAGAAGUAGUUUUUUCUAUCCGGAGCCUCUCUGCAUCAACAAACAGCCUUUGACCAAAAACUAGAAGGAGCGUCCGCUUCACAUUUUUACAUUUUGAGGUCGACUUCUCUUUAUUUAUUAAACUAUUGGUCUGUAGCCUGGUGUAUUUAAGCCGAAGACUUAUUUCCUCGCAUCCAUUGUGGAGCAAUAUUGUUUUUGACACAUUUUGUUACAUUACGACAAUCUUUGUGUGUAAAUUCUUUUACGUGAGUGGGGUUCGGUCCUUUGUAUCAGUUUUGCGACUCAUGAAACGCGCGCAAAAUGUCCCCUGUAGAUGCAUUCACCUCCAAGGGCCAAAUGUGAAACCUGCUACGUGAAAUAGCUUCGUUUUGUACUGUUCUUUAAAAAUGGGCUUUAAAUUGGAGCUAAAGUUGGGGACUUCUUUAGAAUAUGCCUUAUUGUAUUGCUUUUAAAAUAAUGUAACAUCUGGUGUCCUGAAAUGUGAAAGUACCUUGUCCCCUUUGGAAAAAAAGACUAAAGCAUCCAGAGAUUUAAUGGUUAAAUCAAACAAGUGCACAAGGAGUUUUAAUAUGCAGUAACUUAGUGCUGAAGCUCUGCAGUCCAGGUGGACACGCCAGAGGAUUGGUACCGACACCUGUACAGUGUGGAUAAAGCUGCAGGUAUCACCUCCAUCUGUCAGGAGUGAGGAAGCAUCAUUACAUUAGUAAAUACUGUGUGUACGCUCUCAGCUUCAUCCUCACCGUACCGACGGCUGGUGUCGGUUCCGCCCUCAGAGGUUCGGCUGUAAUGCAGUAAAGAUGUCGGUGUCUCUUCACGUAGGCUUGCACUCCUUAGCGCCGCUUAACUUCGGAAAGGGGAGCCCCAGCAGCUCCCCCCACGAAGCCGCCUCAUGUGCCAUUGUUCUCGUUCUGUCCAGUGUCAAACACUGACCAUUAGAGAUGUCUGUUGUCAGCUUUUAGGACAAAGGGAUUGUCUGCAUGUUGAGCCACUUUGGUAUUUAUUUGUAAAUGUGUUCCGUUUCAUUUUUUUCCUGACUGAACUGUGAAACCAGGGGAGCUCAUUAUUUACACUAAUUCAACUUCAGAUACAAAACCAUUUGACUGACAGAUUGUUCUGAUGCCAAAAUCAAGAGGCCUUAAUUCAGCAAAACUAGAUUGUAAAAAAACAAAGAAAAAGUCAUUCCUGACAAAAAUCCAACUGAAGACUCCUUUGACCUGAAAAAGUCAUGAGUGAUUCAUAUAUGAAAUGUUAAGAAAACCACUUUUGUACUCAUUUUUACAGACUAUUUAUUAAACUGUGAUUUUGUAAGAAAUAAAAAUGUGAAUAUG
Molecule: messenger RNA, 7318 nt
Organism: Betta splendens (Siamese fighting fish)
Lineage: Eukaryota; Metazoa; Chordata; Actinopteri; Anabantiformes; Osphronemidae
Product: BRD4-interacting chromatin-remodeling complex-associated protein
Exons: 14
Coding region: 1197-4976 (1259 amino acids)
Biological process (GO): positive regulation of DNA-templated transcription
Cellular component (GO): SWI/SNF complex
Source: RefSeq, a predicted model, not a curated record